This is a messenger RNA of Oreochromis aureus, 2573 nucleotides long. It is a transcript of the gene tbx1, whose product is annotated as T-box transcription factor 1. The transcript has 8 exons. Gene Ontology annotation, molecular function: DNA-binding transcription factor activity, RNA polymerase II-specific; RNA polymerase II cis-regulatory region sequence-specific DNA binding. Bases 330 to 1886 code for a protein of 518 amino acids. The record is from RefSeq and is a predicted model, not a curated record. Gene Ontology annotation, biological process: cell fate specification; positive regulation of DNA-templated transcription; regulation of transcription by RNA polymerase II. Gene Ontology annotation, cellular component: nucleus. NCBI's taxonomy places the organism in Eukaryota, Metazoa, Chordata, Actinopteri, Cichliformes, Cichlidae.
ACCACCCCGCCAGCGAUCGGAGGAGAAACAGGGGAAGCUCUCGCUCUCUCGCUUCUCAGCGGAUGAACUAUGCUUUGACACCAGGACGCGUUUAGGGGUUCGUCACGCGAAUCGGAGCAUCGCCAGGCUUUUUGGCGUCUUCACUAUAAUCGUGGGAAGUCCUUCAUAAGAACCCACGGAGAGCCGGUGGCGGAAUGUGAAAAACCACCCCCCAAAUUUUAGCGCAUGUUCCUCUCCAUUGUGCACAGCCUUCUCCUGCUUUCUGCGCGGUUGGAAAGCGGGGGAGAAGGAGGAGGAGGGACGGCUUUUAACGACUCGAUCUCUUGCCUAUGGACGACGGCGGUCCCCUCUCUCCAAAGGCAAAUGCUUUCAGUAUUGCCUCUCUGAUUUCGGCUGCAGAGCAAACAGGAAACUCAGCGUUUGAAAAACACGGCACCGGCCUGGACAAGCCAGACCUGCAUAACCACAGUUCCUUUAAAAUGCACUACAGCACUGUCACCCGGGAAAUGGAAGCCAUAUCCAGUCCGUGGCUGACGCAGCUGUCCCAUUUUUGCGAUGUUGCAGCCUUCACGACGAGCAGCCUGAGCAGCCUCAACACGCCGGGGGGCUACCACCUCUCUCCGUCCCCCGGGGACCCCUACAGCCAACAUGAGUCCCAUUUCGAGCCCUGCCCGGCCGCCCAACACAACUACAACUAUCCGGGAUCCAACCCGGGCCAGGCCCCGUCGAACGACAACGGGACCGCCAACUGCUCCUCGUCGUCCUCAAACUCUACGCCGAACAGCAAAACUAUAGUGAAGAAGAACCCGAAAGUUGCCAACAUUAACGUUCAGCUGGAGAUGAAAGCUUUAUGGGAUGAAUUUAACCAGCUAGGCACGGAGAUGAUCGUCACCAAGGCCGGCAGGAGAAUGUUUCCAACUUUCCAAGUGAAAAUAUUUGGGAUGGAUCCCAUGGCAGACUACAUGCUCCUGAUGGACUUCCUGCCUGUAGAUGACAAACGUUACAGGUAUGCUUUCCACAGCUCGUCGUGGCUGGUGGCGGGCAAAGCUGAUCCCGCCACACCGGGCAGAGUCCAUUACCACCCAGACUCUCCGGCCAAAGGCGCACAGUGGAUGAAGCAGAUCGUCUCAUUUGAUAAACUAAAGUUAACUAACAACCUUCUGGAUGACAACGGACAUAUCAUUCUGAACUCCAUGCACCGCUACCAGCCCAGGUUUCAUGUGGUUUAUGUGGAUCCCCGGAAGGACAGCGAGAAAUACGCAGAGGAGAAUUACAAAACCUUUGUUUUUGAGGAAACCCGCUUCACAGCGGUCACAGCGUACCAGAACCACAGGAUCACACAGCUGAAGAUAGCCAGUAACCCCUUUGCAAAGGGCUUCAGGGACUGUGACCCAGAGGACUGGCCCAGGAAUCACAGACCAGGCUCUCUGCCAAUAAUGAGUGCCUUUGCCAGAACAAGAAACCCAAUGUCAUCUCCCCCUCAGCAGAACGGCACAGAGAAAGAAGACAGUAGGCGGGAAUAUGAGCGAGACCCCAGCGGCACGCCUAUACACGCAGACCCGGCUCACCAGCUGAUGUCCCGGGUCCUCAGCCCCGCCCUGCCCGUCCCAGGAGGCCUGCACGCCGUCCCGAUCACAAGUGGCCGGCCCAGCCCUCCCCACGACCUUCGGCCAGACCCCCACCCUCUACCCCCGGACACCCUGCACCACCACCCCUACAAGUACCCCACCACCUAUGAACACUACCUGGGAGCCAAGACCAGGCCGUCACCCUACCCUUUACCUAGUAUCAGAGGACACACAUACCAUCACCACAUGAACCCCGCCACAACUAACAUGUACUCAGCCACCAGCGGCCCCUCUAACUAUGACUACGGGCCCAGAUAAUGACUGCUGUCCACCAGGGCUAACAGCACGCAGCACUGUGGGAAUGGAAACAGACAGGAAACACAAUCCUGCCUGUUGAUGGCUUAAGCAACCUGCAGGGUGCAAUCACGGGCUGAAACUCCUUUCUGCUGGAUAAACCCUGCUGUAUUUAUUUAAAGGAAAUGCAUCUUUGCGUCAACAAUGGGCAUCUGUUCUACGCCCCUGAAGAGGUCUGCUUUGACCUUUGAACUGAAAAUGGCAAUAGGUCUACAUCAGGCCACCUCCUACCUGAGCAGUGCAGACAUUGAGCCAGCAAAGUGAGGACAGAGGAGAGACCUCAACUUAACACAGACUUUCAUCACAGACUGGAAUUGAUUUUUUUUGUGUUGGAUGCACUUUUUGAUUUGCCUUGUUUUUAUUGCUUUCAAAAAAGCCAUAUGUUAUAUAGUCCAUCAGCCUUUCUAGGUAGACGAGACGUUUGCAUGUCAUCAGAGAGAGAGGGUGUGUCGAAACACAUUGAAAUGUUUUUGUUUGAGGAAAAAAAAAAAGAAGAAAAAAACGUCAAGAUUUGAUUUUGAAACACUCUUGAGCCGCUCUGAGAAGCUUGUACCAUGGCACUGACUUGCAGCAAUUCAAAGUAAAUAAAUGAAGCAGAAUGACUGUUCUGUAUCUAUAAAAUAAACAUUAAAUUCUUGUAAUUCAUAAAAA